Molecule: messenger RNA, 456 nt
Organism: Didymodactylos carnosus
Lineage: Eukaryota; Metazoa; Rotifera; Eurotatoria; Philodinida; Philodinidae
Source: the annotation of a GenBank genome assembly
AUGGGGAUCAGGAAUAGAAGCAGAUGUCUCGAUAAAAAUAAUGAUACAAGAACAAUGAAAGCUGUUGGCGGUCAUUACGUGUACAAGCUCGAAAAAGAUGGGAAUGGAUUAGAACAACUUAAAGUUACAAUGCCGAUUAAAAAUCAAUCAGAAGAGAAUAAAGAAAAAACUGAAACAAAUAAGCAGUGCUUUGUUUUAACUGAACGUUUACAUCUCAUUGGUAAAAAUGUUGAAACUGGCAAAGAUGAAGAAGAUACGGCUAAAUCAUCUCGAGCAAAACGAAAAACAACAAAAGCAGCAACAAAUGCUGGGACAAGUAAUAAUCAAGAAGAAAAAGAAACAAGUCUACCAAAAGUGAAACGGUAUAUUAUCAUCGUUCAUGAUCCGCUUUCGAAGAAUUAUACCAUUGAAGAAGGGAAAAAACGUCGUCGUGAUCAGGAUAAAUUUACACGAUAA